AGGCUGUGUAAUGCAUGGAAGAGUAAUUACGAAGGCUUCCGGAGCGAAAGAAUGGGAUAGUAGACUUUCCGGUUCACACCCCUUCCGCAAAGUUGUGUGGGCAGUAGGCGCCGAUGCGCUUUCCGAGUACACAUAUCAGCAUUUACAUGAUCCAAUCCGAAUGCUUACAGAACUAGGCUGGCACAAAGACGAGGUCUUAUCCAUGGUGGAAAAGGGAUUUGAGUUCCAGCUGAUAGUGUGGGGUGGGAACGACCCAGCCACAGGCCAGUGCGAUAAAUCAACUGAUCUCAACCGAGCAACCAUCCCAGCUGCAUGGCCCAUAGCGUGGCAGAAGGUCCGAAAAGGCUAUCAGCAGGACGGCAUCGAGCUCCCUUUUGUUACAGACCAGGUGCUGAAGAAAUUGCACACCACACACUUCAGUGAGUUGACCGGUGGAGGUUGUAAACGCCACGGUAGUCGUUGGCAAUGCGGUUCGACUGAGGCCCAGAACGCUUUCAAUGAGCUAAAAUACGGGCAAGCAGGUCUCGACUACUUUUUGACGCUGGACAGACCAUCUGCUCUGCAGGUGCGUGCCUUUCUGUGUAAUGUUCUUCAGUUUGACACUUUAUACACGGGUCUGGGGUACACUCAAACAGACGAAGGAGUGCUCACUCACGCUUAUAACUGGGCAGAAUUUCUGCUGUACAACAGAGAGAUUAGCACGUUGCCGUAUGCUCAACGUCUUCCCAUACAUAUAUAUCCGGAUAAUUUUGGAGUGGACCGGUGACUGGGGGAAGUAUACAUCGAAAUACUUACAGAGAGUGAUGCCAUAUGACAAAUAGCGAUCCAACAUGUGCUUUAAACAACUAUGUGUGAACGUAUUUUGCGUUCUACGCUGGUCUGUUGUAGUGACACACAUGAUGUAAAGACCACUGCUGAUUUUUAUCGCAAGUAUAUAAACAGAUAUAAGACCAA
This is a messenger RNA of Sphaeroforma arctica JP610, 954 nucleotides long. RefSeq lists its product as hypothetical. The record is from RefSeq and is a predicted model, not a curated record. Lineage: Eukaryota; Ichthyosporea; Ichthyophonida. The transcript is spliced from 5 exons. The coding region runs from base 11 to 766 and encodes 251 amino acids.